Populus euphratica (Euphrates poplar) is the source of this 1619-nucleotide messenger RNA. RefSeq names its product probable LRR receptor-like serine/threonine-protein kinase At1g06840. The transcript has 15 exons. The record is from RefSeq and is a predicted model, not a curated record. Lineage: Eukaryota; Viridiplantae; Streptophyta; Magnoliopsida; Malpighiales; Salicaceae. Gene Ontology annotation, molecular function: protein binding. Bases 111 to 1619 code for a protein of 502 amino acids.
GCUUUUUGGUCUUCCUUUCUUCUUCCCUUUCUUUUGCCAGUGAGAAUUUUGAAUGUUUUUAGACUUCUACUCCUGGCUGGGUGCGUGGUUCGUUAUUAGCUACUAAGAUUAUGGGGUUUGACUAUUUUCCUUGUUUGGGCACGAAGAUGUUGCAGCUGAGAACUUGUGAAUGUGUUUUUGUGCUGUCAUAUUGUUACUUGGUGCUACUCACGGUUGCUCAAGUUUCAAGUCCCUCAGAAGUUAAUGCAUUGCUAGCAGUCAAGAACAGUUUGAUUGAUCCUAUGAAGCAUCUCAGUAAUUGGAACAAGGGAGAUCCAUGUGCCUUCAAUUGGACUGGUGUUUCUUGUUCUGACUCAGCUGGGACUGAUGGUUACUUGCAUGUUCAAGCGCUUCAGCUUAUGAAUAUGAAUCUUUCUGGAUCUUUAGCACCUGAGCUUGGCCAGCUUUCUCAACUGAAAAUAUUGGAUUUUAUGUGGAAUGAAUUGACUGGCAGCAUACCAAGAGAGAUAGGAAGUCUUUCAUCUUUGAAACUCCUGCUCUUGAAUGGAAACAAAUUAUCAGGCUCUUUACCUGAUGAGUUAGGCUAUUUAACAAAACUAAAUAGACUUCAAGUAGAUCAGAACAACAUUUCAGGACCACUACCAAAAUCAUUCGCUAACAUGAGCAGUGUUAGACACCUCCACUUGAAUAACAACUCAAUCAGUGGUCAAAUUCCACCUGAGCUUUACAAACUAUCAACUCUCUUUCACUUGCUUUUGGAUAAUAACAACUUAUCUGGAUAUCUUCCACCAGAACUAUCAAAGUUGCCAGAGAUGCAGAUAAUUCAACUCGACAACAACAACUUUAACGGGUCGGGAAUUCCAGCUACAUAUGGCAACCUUUCCAGAUUAGCAAAACUAAGUCUCAGAAAUUGUAGCUUGCAUGGUGCUAUACCUGAUCUUAGCAGCGUACCAAACCUAUACUAUUUGGAUCUGAGUGAGAACAACCUUAGUGGAUCUAUACCUUCCAAACUUUCUGAUUCUAUGAGAACUAUUGAUUUGUCAGAGAACCAUCUUAAUGGAUCUAUACCUGGAAGUUUCUCAAAUCUUCCUUUUCUUCAGAGACUGUCACUUGAAAAUAAUCUGUUGAGUGGUUCUGUGCCAACUGACAUCUGGCAGAACAUGACCUCCACUAAAAGCGCUAGACUAACAAUUGAUCUUAGGAACAAUUCACUCUCGAGCAUUUCAGGGGCACUGAAUCCUCCAGAUAAUGUCACCUUAAGGCUUGGAGGCAAUCCUAUUUGUGAAAGUGCAAACACAGCCAACAUAACCCAGUUCUGUGGGUCUGAAGAUGGAGGAGAUAGGAAAGCUGAGAGGUCAAGGAAAUCUAUGAUGGCAUGUCCUGUUCAAGCAUGCCCAACAGAUAAUUUCUUUGAAUAUGUCCCAGCUUCACCGCUACCAUGCUUUUGUGCCUCCCCUCUAAAAGUUGGAUACAGACUUAAAAGCCCUAGUUUCUCUUAUUUUGAUCCAUAUGUUCUUCCAUUUGAGUUAUAUGUGACUAGUUCUCUUGACCUGAACCCUUAUCAACUGGCAAUCGAUUCCUAUUUCUGGGAAGAAGGCCCUCAUAAAAUUUUUAUAUAA